Molecule: messenger RNA, 6592 nt
Organism: Mercenaria mercenaria
Lineage: Eukaryota; Metazoa; Mollusca; Bivalvia; Venerida; Veneridae
Product: mucin-5AC-like
Exons: 9
Coding region: 1-3771 (1256 amino acids)
Source: RefSeq, a predicted model, not a curated record
AUGUGCAUCACUUCGACUCAGCGACUCUUACACAGAGCACGAUUCCCAACAACUCGAAUAACGACAAAGUCACAACCACAUCGCCACACCACGAAUAACGACAGAAGAACCACACCGCACACACGCACUUUUCAAUUGCCGGAAGCCCAGUGUGUCACACUAGCACAUCAACAUGAGAUACACAUACUCACACUGAACAACGACGAAUCUGAGACAACAUCAACCGCCUGGAGAAUCUACCACAAACCUUCACUACUGAAACAACGACUGGAAUUUCCUGAGGAACCAAAUCCAACCAGUAACCCUCCGCAAGCAGGAAAACAACAAGCAAUGGAUUCCAACUACGAACCUCGACAAGCUGCUUUCAGCACUUCUGAAGCACACUUUAUCACAGCCAACGAUCAACACAACUCUAAUAAACUACAUGCUACUGAAGCCUACCAUGAGUUGUCCACAACGAAGCAGCACAACAACCUGGAAUUACCACAAUACUUUCAACUACUGAACAACGAUGGAAUACCUGAGGAACCAACCAACCAGACCUCCUCCUCAACGCAGGAACCAACAACAGCGAUGUUAACACUAAACCCGACAAGUGAAGCACAACAAAUCGGCCACAACACUCUAAACGACAGAAGGACCCCAACCGGCCACAACAACUGCAAGUUUUCAAUAACUGCACUGAAGCCCACCAGAGUCGUCACACAACAGCACAAUCAACCACUGAUACCACAAACCGUCAACUACGAAACAACGACGGAAUUACUCGAGGAACCAACAUCCAACCAGUCCCUCGUCAACGCAGGAACUAACACAAGCGAUGGCCCAACACUGAACCGUCGACAAAUGAGCAUCACACUUUCGACGUCAGCGACUCUUACUACAGAGCAACGAGUUCCACAACAACCUCUGAUAAACGACAGAAGUCACAACCACACCGCAACAACCACUGAUAUAACGAGAGAAGGGACAACCACACCGGCCACAACCACUGCAACUGUUUCAAGUACUGCUACUGGAAACCCUACAAGUGAGUUGUCCACAACUAAAGCAGCAUCAACCACUGAGGAAUCUACCACAAUACCUUCAACUACUGAAACAACGACUGGAAUUAUACCUGAGGAACCAACAUCUCCAACCGAGUACCUCCUCUCAACGCAGAACCAACAACAAGCGAUGAAGGACAACCACACCGGCCACAACACUGCACGUUUCAAGUACUGCUCUGGAAGCCCUACCAGUGAGUUUUCUACAACUAAAGCUGCAUCAACCACUGAGGAAUCUAUCACAUUAACUUCAACUACUGAAACAACGGCUAGAAUUACUCCUGAGGAACCAACAUUCCAACCGAGUACCUCCUCCUCAACGCAGGAACGAACAACAAGCGAUGGUUCAACUAAUGAACCGUCGACAAGUGGUUCAUCGACAUUUUCGACGUCAGCGAAUCUUACUGCAGAGCCAACGAGUUCAACAACAACCUCUGAUAUAACGACAGAAGUCACAACCACAUCGGCCACAACCACUGAUAUAACGACAGAAGGGACAACCACACCGGCCACAACAACUGCAACUGUUUCAAGUACUGCUGCUGCAAGCCCUAAAGGUGAGUUGUCCACUACUAAAGCAGCAUCAACCACUGAGGAAUCUACCACAAUACCUUCAACUACUGAAACAACGACGGGAAUUACUCCUGAGGAGCCAACAUCUCAACCGAAAGUCACAACCACAUCGGCCACAACCACUGAUAUAACGACCGAAGGUAAAACAACACCGGCCACAACCACGGUAACAUUUUCAAGUACAGCUACUGGAAGCUCAGCCAGUGAGUCGUCCACAUCUAGAGCAGCAUCAACCACUGAGGAAUCUACCACAAUACCUUCAACUACUGAAACAACGACUGGAAUUACUCCUGAGGAAUCAACAUCUCAACCGAUACAGCUACUGGAAGCCCACAGUGAGUUGUCCACAACUAAGGCAGCAUCAACCACUGAGGAAUCUACCACAAUACCUUCAACUACUGAAACAACAACGGGAAUUACUCCUGAGGAACUAACAUCCCAACCGAGUACCUCCUCGUCAACGCAGGAACGAACAACAAGCGAUGGUUCAACUAAUGAAAUAUCGACAAGUGGUGCAUCGACACUUUCGACGUCAGCGACUCUUACUACAGAGCCAACGAGUUCCACAACAACCUCUGAUAUAACGACAGAAGUCACAACCACAGCCGCAACAACCACUGAUAUAACAACAGAAGGGACAACCACACCGGCCACAACCACUGCAACUGUUUCAAGUAUUGCUACUGGAAGCCCUACCAGUGCGUUGUCCACAACUAAAGCAGCAUCAACCACUGAGGAAUCUACCACGAUUCCUUCAACUACUGAAACAACGACGGGAAUUACUUCUGAGGAACCAACAUCUCAACCGAGUACCUCCUCCACAACGCAGGAACCAUCAACAAGCGAUGGUUCAACUACUGAACCGUUGACAAGUGGUGGAUCGACACUUUCGACGUCAGCGACUCUUACUACAGAGCCAACGAGUUCCACAACAACCUCUGAUAUAACUCAAGCAUUAUCGACUACAACUGAACUGCCAUCAAUUACAACUGGAGAUCCAUCUACUGUUGAAAUAUCAUCUACUACAGCUUCAAUAACAUCAACUACAACUACCCUACCAGCAACUACAAGUAAAGCUCCAAGUACAACUGAAACACCAUCUUCUACAUUGUCAGCAACUACAACUGUCUUACCAGCAACUACAACUGAAGUUUCAUCGACUCUGACUGAAGGACCGUCGACUUCAACUGAAAUACCAUCUACUACAGACGUAGCAACGUCAACUGGAACAAAGGCGUCAUCAACUACAUCUUCCCUACCAGCAACUACAACUGACUCACCAUCAACUACAACUUCCAUACCAGCAACUACAACUGACUCACCAUCAACUACAACUUCCAUACCAGCAACUACAACUGACUCACCAUCAACUACAACUUCCAUACCAGCAACUACAACUGACUCACCAUCAACUACAACUUCCAUACCAGCAACUACAACUGACUCACCAUCAACUACAACUUCCCUGUCCUCAACAGCAACAGACUCACCAUCAACUACAUCUUCCCUACCAGCAACUACAACUGACUCACCAUCAACUACAACUUCCAUACCAGCAACUACAACUGACUCACCAUCAACUACAACUUCUAUACCAGCAACUACAACUGACUCACCACCAACUACAACUUCCAUACCAGCAGCUACAAGUGACUCACCAUCUACUACAACUUCCCUGUCAGCAACAACAACAGACUUACCUAAAUCUACAACUUUCCUUCCAGGAACUUCAACAGUGGCACCAGCAACCACAACUUUUAGUGCUACAUCAGAACCGCCGAGCACUCAGUUGUCAACAUCUAAUGUGACAACUGGAACAACAACCCAGUCAGUUACGUCCGUCGUUUCACUUAUAUCUGACUUUAACAAAUCUAAUGACGAAAACUCUCUUUCGGCCACACUAGUUGUGAUUAUUUCUGUUGGAUCUACUGGCGCUGUGACUAUUGUAGCAGUCACUAUUUUAGUCUAUUGGUACAAGAUGAAAUUUCUCAACAAAGUCCGAAAUAUAAAUAUCAACAAUGCUGACCAUGCUAGUGUAGAAUCCGGUAGCAGGGCGUCAUCUGCGUCUUCCCGAAGAGAGGCGUGGUCCCCAGACUCAUGUGUAAGACAGAGCACCGCAUGGGUGGAAUAUCCUACUUCAAGUAACUGCUGAAAUUAAGGCUCAAGACGAUCUCAUAAUUGUUCACGUACACUCUAGAAUAUCUUGUUGCGUCCCUUUCAUGACAAGCAGCAACUAGCGGCAAACACGUACGACCGCAUAGAUCUUCUGUCUUGGGUGUAGCUUUGCUUUACAGAGUGGAAAACUCGACGGUUGUAGUUCAUUUCUUUCGAGUAUAUUUUGCAACUUAGCGCAAUUGCUUUUAAUUUUAGAUAAUUAAGAUACUUAAGAAAUAGAGAGUUUUUACCAGAAUGAUAAGUGUGUUCAGAGUAGAUAGUAUGUAAAGAUACCCUAAGCAAAUAGAAAACGAGCUAGCCUCAGAAAUGGAUGUUCAGUGUUAUAAGUUGGUAUUAGAUAUCUUAGCUAAUGCGAGAAAUGUGUUAGAAAGAGUGUUUCGAAUCAGACAUUUGUAAUGAUACACGAUAAGAGAGUUUGUAUCUUGGAUAAGAGAGUUUGUAUUCAGUAUUAGAUAGUCAGUAUUAGAUACCUUAAGCUUUUGAAAGAAUGAGAGAUUUUGUAUAUCAGAAAGGUAUGUGAAUUCAAUAUAAGAUAUUUAUUAACACACAACUUAAGAGAGGGCUUGUGUUGAGUCAGAUAUUGAUUAUUAGACGCACUGAGCAAAUGAAAGAAAGAAAGAUUGUGUUCAUUGUUAGAUAUCUGAAUCGAGACCUUUAUCAGAAAGAUGUUGUUCGGUGUUUGAUAUUCAUUUAUACUUUGAGUGUGUUCUGUAGUUGCUUCAGUCUGUGCUGGCAUAGAUAUUUAGCUAUAACACACUGCUUUGAACGUUGAUUAAAUCUGGAAUAUUCAUACCAAAUUAUUUCGCUGUCAUUUUCGAAUAUUAAUAUCGGACAAGAACGAAAAGAUUUAUUUAUAACAUAUAUAUUUCUUCUGUCUUGAUAAUUUUCGUAUUGGAAGAGAUCCAUAAACGACACAAAAUCUUAUUACUUUGGGAAAUAAUUGACGGUCUUCGUGUCCGAAUGGUUAAGGUCGCUGACUUCAUAUCCCUUGCCCCUCAUUGAUGUGGGUUCGAGUCUCACUCGGGGCAUUGAACUCGUCAUGUGAGGAAGUCAUCCAGCUGGCUUAUGGAAGGUCGGUGGUCCUACCCAGGUGCCCGCUCGUAAUGAAAUAAUGCACGGAGGGGCACCUGGGGUCUUCCUUCACCAUCAAAGCUGAAAAGUCGCCAUAUGACCUAUAAUUGUGUCGGUGCGACGUUAAACCAAACAAAAAAACUUUUGGAAAUAAAGGUUGCAAAAUGAUACAAAUAUUUCCUCCCAGUUCAUUUGUUUCUCAUGUGAACGAUACUCUAAAGCAUAUAGUUUUCGGAAUUAUAAGAUGAAAAAAUGGGUUUAAUGUUGAAGAAGUUUAGAGCUCAUUGUUGUUUGAUUUAUAAGGAAUAACUUACGUUUUUAGUUACUUGUUGUUGUUGUUUUUAUCUUGUAAUAUUUAUAACAUAGCAAGAUAUUGUUAUUUGUUUUCAAAAUAUAAAAUGUUUUUAUCGUAUACAGCGAACAGCCGUCCAUUCUGAUGAUAUGCAUUUAAAAGCUUUAACUGCAUACCAGGUGCUCAGAUUUGAAAUUCUGCUUUUUUAUAGAAUUUGUUAUAAUUUCUAACUGUUCCGUAUAAAGUAAAAUUACGCAACACUGUAUACUGGCAGAGUUUGCCUCAUUGCAUUGUUAAAUGAGUGUGCACCUUUAUGUCUGUAUGACACUAUUUAAACACAUGUAUAUUAUCGUGCGUAACGCUUUUCACGAAAAGUCAUUGGUUGGUCAUUUUGAGCAUCAAUUAUGAUAAAAAGUUUGUUUUAUUAGGUUUUUUAUCACGCUUAAAUUCACAUGCACACUGACUCAUCCACUUUGAUACAAUAGUAAAAAUCAAAACACAUUUGCGUAUAUUAUAUUGGUGUAGUUACUAUGAUAUUGAUUUCUCUGAUUGCAUAGAGACCGUUAUUCAACAUUUGUUCAGCCGCGCCAACAGAAAGUUCUGAAAAUGCAACAAAAAUUAGAAUAAAACGUGUGUCUGCUUUUUGUUUUAACUGAUGUGCCUCUUGCUAUAUAUAUUUAUGUUUAUAAUACAACUGUGACUUUAUACAUGUCUCAUAAUAUAGUUAUGAUAUCUUGCUAUGACAUUGAUUUAUUAAUGUUGAUCAUAUAAAAAGGCCAUUUGACAAUAUAUUUUUGCAAGACAGAAUAAAUCUCAUAAUACACUGCUGUAAAAGGCCUUACAUGUGUGCACCUCAAACCAGUCAUAUGUAUUUUGUUUUACAAUUUCCGUCCUUGCUUGCUUUAUAGCGCUGCAAACCGUCCAGGUAUUAUUUUACAUGUAAUUUGCAAAUAAGUUUUGAUGAAAUGUUAUAAACAGUCUGUUCUGGGUAACUCCGUGGUUAAUGCUAUUUAUAGAUAGAAAUAUAAUAUAUAACAAUUGCACUUUAUAUAGAAAUAAUAAAUCACCCAGCUCUGAUAUCACUAUACUUAGACUUCUUUUUGUCUAUGAUUUAUAUAAACGGUGCUUUAAAAGUGAAAAAGUGUCAAUAUAGUGUAUCAAUAGCAAAUGAAUGAGAUUAUUUUAUGAGCUAAGAUACUUACAUAUCAAAAUAGGUAUCGAAGUCUCUCUAGCUCCAAAUGUUAUCACUUCAUUUCUGAUUAUCUUGCAAAACAACGGAAACAACCUUUCGUUGAAAUAUAUACCGGAAUCGGAAAUGUUAUCCCAAAAUGGACUGAAUCUAUAAAUAGUUACAAUAUGCUUAUAGUAAAAGAUUGUGAUUAUUAUGACGAUGUGAUAUUGUGUUGAUCACAAAUAAAGUAACUGUGAUAAGUCA